AUGGAUUUAAAUACAGCAACAAUAACGCAAUCCUGUUUUUUGCAAUACUCUGAUUUGAACUUCUACCGAUCAAUAUUGGAUUCCCCCUACCGCCACUCAGGACAACAUGGACUUUUAAUGAUACUCGCAAUCACUCAUUGGUUUGAGCCAGAUUCAAUUUCAUUAGAAAUUUCAGCGCCAGAAUCGGAUAAAUGGCUCAAUAAGCAACAAACAACAAUUCGGUAUAUGCACCAUCGUGUUAUUUUAAAAUUGCCACUUGGUGUAAAUUUAUUACCACGCAUCAAAAUGUCCAACGAAGAAACUCUUGCUGAUAGAAAUGUUGAGAUUCUGGAAGAUCAAGAGAAGCUCAUCAAAAGAGUCUCUGAGAUGGCCAGGGGGAAUGGAACGAGUAUGGAGUUUCCCUGGAUCUAUACCACCCUAAAAGAUCAGAUCUCCCGGGUCAGCAAGAUGUUGGCCGAUGAAUUCGGUACCGCGUUCAACAUCAAGUCACGUGUAAAUAGGCUAUCGGUACUUGGCGCAAUCACAUCUGUGCAGCAUCGUCUUAAAUUAUAUACGAAAGUACCUCCCAAUGGCCUGGUUAUAUAUUGCGGGACUAUCGUCACUGAAGAAGGAAAAGAAAAGAAGGUCAACAUUGACUUUGAACCUUUCAAACCUAUUAAUACUUCCUUAUAUUUAUGCGACAACAAGUUCCAUACAGAAGCAUUAACAGCAUUGCUAGCAGAUGAUAAUAAAUUUGGUUUCAUUGUAAUGGAUGGUAAUGGUGCAUUAUUUGGUACAUUGCAAGGAAAUACGCGCGAAGUACUCCACAAAUUCACCGUCGAUUUACCAAAAAAACACGGUAGAGGAGGUCAAUCUGCGUUACGUUUCGCCCGAUUGCGUAUGGAAAAGCGACACAACUACGUACGAAAAGUUGCUGAAGUAGCAACUCAGCUGUACAUAUCCAACGACAAACCCAACAUUGCUGGACUUAUUUUAGCUGGUAGUGCUGAUUUCAAGACAGAACUUAGUCAAUCCGAUAUGUUUGAUCCUAGAUUGCAAGGUAAAGUAAUAAAGCUAGUGGACGUUUCAUACGGUGGUGAGAACGGAUUCAAUCAGGCGAUUGAACUGGCGGCCGAGUCGCUGCAGAAUGUUAAAUUUAUUCAGGAGAAAAAAUUAAUCGGGCGCUACUUUGACGAAAUAUCCCAAGAUACCGGUAAAUAUUGUUUCGGAGUAGAAGAUACGCUUCGUGCUUUGGAGCUCGGCAGUGUCGAGACUCUAAUCUGUUGGGAGAAUCUUGACAUUCAGCGAUAUGUGCUCAAAAACCAUACGAAUGGCGAGGAAAAGGUGCUGCAUCUCACUCCAGAAGAAGAAAAAGACAAAAGUCAUUUCACCGAUAAAGAAAGUGGGGUAGAAUUGGAGUUAGUCGAGUGUCAACCGCUCUUGGAAUGGCUAGCGAAUAAUUACAAAAGUUUUGGUGCCACCCUAGAAAUAAUCACAGACAAAUCUCAAGAAGGCUCGCAAUUCGUCAGAGGUUUUGGUGGAAUCGGAGGUAUUUUGCGAUACAAAGUCGAUUUUCAAAGUAUGCAGCUCGAAGAAAUUGAGUUCGACAAUUUCGAUUUGGAUGACUACUAAGCAAAUGAAUAAAAA
This is a messenger RNA of Cotesia glomerata, 1626 nucleotides long. RefSeq names its product eukaryotic peptide chain release factor subunit 1 (gene eRF1). The transcript has 9 exons. Gene Ontology annotation, biological process: cytoplasmic translational termination. Gene Ontology annotation, cellular component: translation release factor complex; cytosol. The record is from RefSeq and is a predicted model, not a curated record. Gene Ontology annotation, molecular function: sequence-specific mRNA binding; translation release factor activity, codon specific. Bases 1 to 1611 code for a protein of 536 amino acids. NCBI's taxonomy places the organism in Eukaryota, Metazoa, Arthropoda, Insecta, Hymenoptera, Braconidae.